GUGGCCUGUACGCUUCUCUCGCCUACUCAUACAUACAUAUCUGUUCCUUAUAGAACAGGACUCUUCACUUCGUGGACAAGCACUGACCACUAUUAACAGUAAAGGUAAAUGACAGCUUCAACUCUCAGAUCGAAUAUGGACUCUCUACUCUCAACUUUAGGCAAAUGCACACUUGUGAUUCUGUAUAUAACAGGCGGAUGGUGUGGCACACAAGAUGUGUCUCAUGAUGAUGGUAGCCUUACGCAAGAGGACAAGAGAGGCUUAGACAGCAUUGCAAACAGCCUUGAUUUAGCUAGCGGUUUGGAAGAAAAGCGCAUGAUGGAUCCUCUAGCAAACGGACUUGUUGGAAAACGUUACAUGGAUUCAUUAGCAAGUGGUCUUAUCGGCAAACGGUUCUAUGAUGACUCAGCAAGUGACUUAAUCGAGAAACGUUAUAUCGGUGGUAUCGCAAACGGACUGAUUGGGAAACGAUACAUGGGAAGCAUAGCAAACGGACUGAUCGGAAAACGAUACAUGGGAAGUAUCGCGAAUGGUUUAAUCGGGAAACGAUACAUGGGAAGUAUUGCGAACGGUUUAAUCGGGAAACGAUACAUCGGUGGCAUAGCAAACGGCCUGAUCGGAAAACGAUACAUCGGGGGCAUAGCAAACGGCCUGAUCGGAAAGCGAUACAUGGGAAGUAUCGCAAACGGUUUGAUUGGGAAACGAUUUAUGAGCAGCAUAGCAAAUGGAUUGAUCGGUAAACGUUAUGUUGAUAAUAUUGCCAGUGAUUUGAUCGGAAAACGUGAAGACAAUGGAGAAAUGCAUGAAGAGAAAAGAUAUAUCGACUCGCUGGCGAAUGGACUCAUUGGAAAGCGAUCAGAUGACGAGGAGGGUUACGACAAUGAGAGGUCUGUUGUCGACAAGCGUUACAUUGACAACCUGGCAAGUGGCCUUAUUGGAAAACGAUCUAAUUCUUACCGACACCACGAUCUCCAAGCUUUGUUAGAUAAACGGCCAUUUGGACAACUCGCCAACGGACUGAUUGGAAAAAGGAGCGGUGACGAUUGAGGAGCAUAGGAGUUUGGCAAACAGUAAUGCGUACAAGUACGAACAUUACUUAUCAAACAAUUGAUCGGUGUUGGUGCAUCCGGUGAAAUCAAAUUAAAUUGUUGACUCUUACAAUUUCGAGAUUCAUUUGUAAAUUUUCCUUCAUAAUUUGGCCUAUUCAUUGUUUUUGAUUAUUAAAACAGGAAAAAAUCAUAGCGCAGAGUGCCCAGUUAUGGAGACCGCAAAGUUUACGUUUGUAAAUAAACGGAUCUGAGCAAAAGUUAAAAGCAAUGUGCUAAACGUUAUUCACUGACACUAUUAAUUUUACAUUUUUACAUGGACAAUAAGUUUAUAUGCGCUUAUAAAUUUCAUUA
Molecule: messenger RNA, 1400 nt
Organism: Mizuhopecten yessoensis (Yesso scallop)
Lineage: Eukaryota; Metazoa; Mollusca; Bivalvia; Pectinida; Pectinidae
Exons: 3
Coding region: 109-1047 (312 amino acids)
Source: RefSeq, a predicted model, not a curated record